AUGCAAUCUCUGUCAACAGACCUCGCACCCAGCCAAAGAGCAGCCAAUUUCACAGACACGACAGGCAAGACGAACAUCCUGCUCUUCGGUGCCACUGGAUAUGUCGGAGGUGCUCUAUUGAGCCGCCUUCUGAAGCGCCCGAAGGCAGAUACCUUCGAGAUCGUUACGCCCAUACGCGCUCUCUCGAAGGCGAAAGUUCUCGAGAAGCUAGGCGCGAAACGCGAGGUAGCCUCUCUUAGCGAGCAUGACAAAAUAGCUGCACUCGCCUCGCAAGCGGAUGUCAUUUUUAACCUAGCGAACGCGGACAACGUACCCGCCAUGAAAGCGGUAUUGAGAGGAAUGCGAACAGCGCACGAGACCACUGGCCAACUGCCUGUCCUCAUCCACACUGCAUGUUCUGGCACGGGAGAAAUAAUCGAGUUUGCGAAUGGGGAAUACGCCACUGACACCGUCUACUCCGACUUGAACAUCGAGCAGAUGAAAUCAAUCCCACCGGAAGCCCACCAUCGCAACGUCGACCUGGCGGUGAUCGGUGCAGAUGAGGAAGGCUACGCACGGACGUACCUCAUCUCGCCGGGAAUGGUGUACGGCAUUGCAUCAGCUCUCAUUCACGACGCCGGCAUCGCGAAGCGGUUCUCCAUCCAGAUCCCGGGGCUCGUGAAGCCAGCCUUGGCCAGGCGGCGCGGUGGAAUGGUCGGCCCUGGCAAGGCAGUUUGGCCACAUGCUCACGUUGACGAUGUGGCCGACAUGUCCAUCACGCUCUUCGAUGCGAUCUCCAAGAACCCACAGAGCGUCGGACACGGCUGGGAGGGCUAUUACUUCGUUGAGAACGGGCACGUCAGUCGGUACGAGAUCGGAAAGGCUAUUGGCCAGGCGCUAGUAGACCUUGGACUCGCGAAGGACGCUGAGCCUACGUCAUUUACUAACGAAGAGCUCGAGAACUACUGGGCGUCAGUGUCUACUGGCAGCUUCUUAAGCGGGACGACGUGUCGCACCCGCGCGGACCGGGCGCGCUCAAUCGGGUGGAAGUCCCAGAGCGCUGACGUGCUCGCGACAGUCAAGCCCGAGUCAAGCUGCAGUGGAAGAUGGCGCAGGAGAAAGGCGAGGUUGACUUCACAUUUGAGAGGGGCCUUGCCGAGUUGUGAAUUAAACAGUGACAUGUCCACCGCCGUUCGAGGCGUGCAGAAGAGGUAG
This is a messenger RNA of Fomitopsis serialis, 1194 nucleotides long. RefSeq names its product NAD(P)-binding protein. The transcript has 7 exons. Lineage: Eukaryota; Fungi; Basidiomycota; Agaricomycetes; Polyporales; Fomitopsidaceae. The record is from RefSeq and is a predicted model, not a curated record. The coding region runs from base 1 to 1194 and encodes 397 amino acids.